AUGGACCCUAGAAAGCAAGGUGCUCUUAAUGGGAUUGAGAAUUCUGUCUAUAGAACAGCCUUCAAAUUACGAUCCAUGCAAACUCUUUGCCAAUUGGACUUGAUGGACAGCUCUUUGAUUCAGCAAGUUCUAUCGUGUGGACAGCUUGGGGAGAGCAUGGAGACCUCUCUUUCUGUGCAGCAGCUUUUUGGGGAGCUCCAGGAGCUGUUUCAGAGAACUGGGAUGGGCAAACCAGCACAAGUGCAUCCACGAGCUCCCGACCUCACUCUGAGUCUUCUCAUGGCCAUGUAUGACAGCACGGGAUCAGGUAGUCUCAGAAUUCAGCCUGUGGCUGCGGCACUGGUUGCCCUCUCAGGGGACAGUCCUCUCACAAAGUACAGAGCUUUUUUUCAGCUCUAUGCAGAAAACAACAGGAGAGGCGGCGACUCCCGAGCCCGCAUGACUCGGAGGGCUUUGAGAGCCUUCCUAACAGAUCUACAGCGGAUUCCUGCUGUUGUGGGAGAGAGCUGUGCUUUGUGCCCUGUGGAGCGUGCUGUCCACAGCUGCUUCCGAGGGGUGUUGAGCUCUGGAAUCAAGGAGGAGAAAUUCUUGUCUUGGCUACAGUCAGAGCCUCUUAUACUUCUGUGGCUCCCAACCUGCUACCGACUGUCAGCCUCAGAAAUGCUCACUCACCCCGUGCGGUGCAGCACGUGCAAAACCUUCCCAAUCGUAGGACUGAGAUACCGCUGUCUGAAGUGUCUCAACUUUGACAUCUGCCAGCAGUGUUUCUUAUCUGGUCUCCACAACAAAACCCACCAGAAGCCCCACACUGUGAUAGAGCAGCGUGUCCAGAUGUCAGCAAAGGAGAACACAAAGCUCCUCCUCCAGAGCCUCAGAAACAACCUGCCCCAGAGACCCGACAGGACAAGAGCCUUGGGAAGACAGUGGCUGCUGGACCAGCUGUCUCCAGGGGAUGCGGCUAGGCUCCUCAGAAAACAGUUAAAUAGAUACAAACUCAAAUUGCAAGGUGCAUGCACCUUACAAAAAGAACAGAAUCGAAGAUUUGAAACUAAGAUUCAGGAGCUCGCGACCAACCAGGAUAACCUGUGGACCAAACUACAGCAGAUAAGACAAGACCUACAGGCUAUGUUGCGACCACUCCGUCCUUCAUCUUCAUCUCAAAACACAGCAUCCAAGAUGGAUCAUUCUUUACCCAGGGAUGGGCUAUGGGUAGGAGGAGACUAUCCCCACAUUGAGAGUACCAGUAGGUGUGGUCUGGAACAGGAACUUCUCCCUAAUUCUGCCAAUGCUGACAGAAACCGCAAAUGUCAAGCAAGUUCAGGGAGAGCUCUGCCAGACACUGAAUCCCCAGAGAUCAUUUUGCAGAGCACCAGGACACAAGGCCGCCCACAAAGGAUGCUAAGGGAAGUCUAUAAUGCCCUCUCUGAUUGCCAAGAGGGACUGCAGGACAAUCCCCAGAUUCCUCCCUCUGAAGUGAGCGGUCCUGCUCUGGAACCUUCAGAAGGGAAAGAGACAGACCACACCAGUGAAAGAGGGAAUGAUCAGGAAGAAGAGGAACUACAAACACUGUUGCCCAGACUCCUGGAUGCCUUUGACCCAGACACGCCACCAGGUCCACAUCCUGCAUUGGACAUGGAACUGUAUGGCAGAGCUGAGCAGGUGUGCAGGACGUUCUCUGCCCUUGUGGAUCAAAUCACCUUACCCAGCUUGGAGUGAAAAGGAAUUCAGACUGAAAGGCUUGGUGUGAUGAUAAAACUUUUAUUCAAAAUCUGAAUUUAAAAGAAUUAAGUCUUUAGCUUCUCUCUAAAUAGUUGAACUUGUUUGGGUUAUUAUCUUUAACCUCAUUAUUCAUGUAUCUUAGUUCUUCAAUGUAGAGUUAAACUUUGGGGGUGCAGAAGAGCAAAGGAGGGGGAAGAGACCACACACACAGCAGCAGAUCAAACCCAGGUAGCUGAUUUCUAUCAGAUUAUUAUGCUAUAUAUCUCGGUAAUAAUACUCAAUUGUGUGAUCUACAUGAAUGCAAAAAAAAACCUGUGCCAUUUGUAUGGCUCAACUGUCUAUCUGAUGUUUCUGUUAAACAACAGGUUCAGCAAAGACCUGAACACAAGACAACACACACACAUACACACAGAGACACAUACAUGCUUGAGUGCAUAUAAAACUGAUGAAAUCUAUUUAAAAUCUGGAUUGUGCCAUUGUCGAUUUUCUAGUUGGGAUGUUGUAGUACAAUUAUGAAGUGUUCAUAGUGGGAGAAAUUGAACAAAGGAGACAUAUAUGUCUCUGGGCCAUUCCUCAUAAUCAUAUACAAAUCAACAAGAAGUUUAAAUUUUUUAAAAAACAAAUGUUUCUUUCUAAAAAUAUCCAAGUCUGAUGGGUUUUAUCAAAGUGCUCAAAUGAGUGCUUUCCCCUUAAUUUGAAUUAUUAUUGAAAGCACAGAGAAGUCAAACUUCCCAGUCGUUCAGCCAGCACUUCAUGUCGGAUUUGAACCCUGUGCCUGAC
Molecule: messenger RNA, 2499 nt
Organism: Alexandromys fortis (reed vole)
Lineage: Eukaryota; Metazoa; Chordata; Mammalia; Rodentia; Cricetidae
Gene: Dytn
Product: dystrotelin
Exons: 12
Coding region: 1-1716 (571 amino acids)
Biological process (GO): synaptic signaling
Cellular component (GO): plasma membrane
Molecular function (GO): zinc ion binding
Source: RefSeq, a predicted model, not a curated record